AUGAGUUACAUGGCCAACAAUAUCCUCCACGGGGAGCAGCUUGCGCUCAGCGUCGGGGCAGCUGAUCAUCUAGCUAAGUCAAAUACAAUAAAAUCAGUAGGUCUUUAUGUGUCACCGAAGUCCGCUUUCCCCCUGCGAAACCUCGCCAAGGUCAACAAGAAGCGAUCCCGAGACAUUGGCAUUAGCUACAAUACAAUGCGCCAGGCCUUCUCUCAUGAUACAUUAUCUCGCCUCUAG
Penicillium waksmanii is the source of this 237-nucleotide messenger RNA. RefSeq lists its product as uncharacterized. The record is from RefSeq and is a predicted model, not a curated record. The transcript has a single exon. Bases 1 to 237 code for a protein of 78 amino acids. Lineage: Eukaryota; Fungi; Ascomycota; Eurotiomycetes; Eurotiales; Aspergillaceae.